Molecule: messenger RNA, 2103 nt
Organism: Carcharodon carcharias (great white shark)
Lineage: Eukaryota; Metazoa; Chordata; Chondrichthyes; Lamniformes; Lamnidae
Gene: slc17a5
Product: solute carrier family 17 member 5
Exons: 12
Coding region: 364-1644 (426 amino acids)
Biological process (GO): transmembrane transport; monoatomic anion transport
Molecular function (GO): transmembrane transporter activity
Source: RefSeq, a predicted model, not a curated record
GCCAUGGAGACGGAAGCACAUGACGGGAAGGCAGGCCCGGCCGGAGCCGAGCAAGAUGGAGGGAUCGGGUGACGAUGAUAUCCAGCCGUUGCUCAGCAGGGAGCGGAAGAAAGUGGUACAUCAGCUGAUCAAGAGUUGCCAGGCCGGAGACUGAUCCUGCCAACCCCACUCUACAAGUAGUGCAAAAGGAGCUAAAAAGACCCAAGGAGAUGAACAGCCACUUUCGAAUGAGUAGAUUUGCAACAGGGCGAGUUUGACUUCGCAGUGAUAUCGACAUGCUGUUCUUCUCGAUGCAACCUGGCAAUUUUGGCCUUCUGGGGAUUUUUUGUUGUGUAUGCACUGCGUGUGAACCUCAGUGUGGCAAUGGUCGAGAUGUUAGAUGAUAAUGCAACUUUACCCAAGAACGGGAGUGUUGAGGCAUGUCCACCACAUUCCAAUUCUACUCAACAAAAGUAUGUGAAAAGGGGCAAGGUAUAUAACUGGGAUUCGGAUAUACAAGGAUGGAUACUUAGUGCUUUCUUCUUUGGUUACAUCGUUACUCAGAUUCCUGGUGGAUAUCUGGCAGGUCGAUUUGGAGGGAAGCUGUUACUUGGCUUUGGUAUACUGGGCACUUCAUGUUUAACACUGUUGACUCCACCAGCAGCAUCAUUGAGUGCUUAUUGCAUAAUUGUACUGAGGGUUAUUGAAGGGCUGGGAGAGGGUGUGACCUUCCCUGCCAUGCAUGCAAUGUGGGCUAAAUGGGCUCCACCUCUAGAACGGAGCACACUCGUCAGUUUGUCUUACGCAGGUGCUCAAUUUGGAACAGUUGUUUCCCUCCCAUUGUCUGGAAUAAUUUGCUAUUACUUGGAUUGGUCAUAUGUAUUCUACAUAUUUGGUGCAUUUGGAGUGGCAUGGUGUCUGUUAUGGUUCUUGUUGGCUAGUGACACACCAGAAACCCACACAACUAUAUCUAAUGCUGAGCGAGAAUAUAUCAUCUCUUCACUUCGUGGCCAGCAUUCUUUCAAGAAUUAUGUGCCCUGGGGAUCUCUAUGGAAAUCUUUGCCGCUCUGGGCUAUAAUUGUUCCUCAUUUUUGCUACAACUGGACUUUUUACACAUUAUUAACACUGCUGCCAACAUACAUGGAAGAAAUUCUACAAUUCGACAUUAAAGAGAAUGGCUUUUUAUCUGCCCUACCGUAUCUCUUCUGUUGGAUGGUGAUGAUCACUGCUGGGUUGAUUGCUGAUUGCCUGAUAAAAAAACAUAAUUUUACCACAUCUGCUGUUCGUAAAAUGUGCACCAUAAUAGGUAUGAUCGGACCUGCAAUUUUCCUUGUUGUUACUGGAUAUAUAGGCUGUAACUACAUAAUGGCUGUGCUAUUUUUAACAAUAUCUUCUGCGUUGGGAGGCUUUAGCAUGUCUGGAUUCAAUAUUAAUCAUUUGGACAUUGCCCCAUCGUAUGCAGGAAUUUUACUUGGAAUCACAAAUACAUUUGCUACUAUCCCAGGAAUAGUAGGACCCGUUAUUGCCAAAGCCUUGACAUACAAUCAUACAAUUGCACAGUGGCGAACUGUAUUCUACAUUGCUGCUGCUAUUGAUGUAUUCGGUGCUAUAUUUUUCACCAUUUUUGGGAAAGGUGUAGUCCAGCCCUGGGCAAUUAAUCACUGAACAUUUCUCUUGUGAUCUUUUGUACCUUUUGCUUUGAUCAUGUGAUCUGAAAGUGCCUCCAUUGUUUUAUUGCCAUAUGACCUGGACUGAUUGUUUCACAUUGCUGAGCUUUCCUUUUAUUACUACCAACAAUUACCAGAUAAUCUAAUUGUAUUCCUUUAUCCUGCUUAAUCCAAGGAUUCUGUGACUAUUCAAAAAGAAGCUACCAAAGCAUUUUCAGCUCAUGAUUGUGUGUAAAUUUUAAAAGCUGAAACCGAAUAGCAUCCACAAUAUUCAAACUGUCAGUAAACUAAUUUAAUAAAGAAUUAAAUAGACUAUUUGUGAUAAAUCAUCUAUUUAGUCAGCAUUAUUAGAUAUCAAUUUUUAUUCCCCGUGUAAAAUGUGAUGUCAAAAGUCAAAAAAUGUGAUGUCCUGGUGACAAGAAUCAUUGUGAAUAAACAGUGCCUUUAAUCUGCAGAA